Molecule: messenger RNA, 4709 nt
Organism: Lemur catta (Ring-tailed lemur)
Lineage: Eukaryota; Metazoa; Chordata; Mammalia; Primates; Lemuridae
Gene: MAB21L3
Product: mab-21 like 3
Exons: 7
Coding region: 640-1728 (362 amino acids)
Source: RefSeq, a predicted model, not a curated record
UCAGACCAUAGCAGCUGCCCUGGGCACAUGCUUCCCUUUCUUCUUCACCCAGGACUCUCAGUUGGCCUUGUGGGUUGUUUCCCUACGUGGCAGGCAUCCCUGGAUCUUAGGGCAAGAGAAGAUUCUAGUUAUAACAUUUUGAUCAGCUGCAGGACUGGAGCAACCAAGACAGGGCAGCAACAGGUGCAAAAAUGAUGAAAGUUUAUUGCCUCUGAUGGGAGUCUGGGGUAACCCUAGAACGUUAGGAAAGGCCUUACCAGAAGAAGGGGACUCCCGAGUUAAUGAUUACAGUGAAAGCAGAAGUAAGGACAAAAACAAGAGCCUGUGGGAGGAACAAGAGGACUUCAGUGAAGCUGAACAGGAGGUGGAGAGAGAAUUCUGAAUCGCAAGUUCAGAGGAAGACGCUCUUGUUCUGUCUGUGCAAAACUAAUAGUUUGGCACCACUGACAGUGAAGGAUUCUCACAGUUCUCUUCACUUGAGCAAAGAAUUGAGAAGGCAAGUCUGUGGUCCACGUACACAUUUCCAGAGAAAGUUAGCACCCAGAGACUAACAGCACUGGGAAAGCUACCCACAAGUGUCGUGCUCUACCGAGAAAAAAACAAGAAGUUGCUGUUCUACUCAGGAUUAACCAAGAAGCCAUGAAAUCCCUUCCUGUGGGGAACUUAGAAGAUUGCCUGCUGAGUAAGGUGGACUUGAGGCGCCAGCGGAUUUCCCAGACUGUGGAGGAGGUGCAGAAAGUCAUUCACCAACUGACCACGGAAAUCAGCCACCAAGACAUUAGAUUCCAAGCCGUGCCUUACUCUGACACAUACAACGGGAACAUUAAGGUUCUGGCCCCCAGUCAGUUCCUCGUCACAGUCCCAGUAAAAGGCCUGGCGGGGUACAGGGAGGCCAAGGAGCAGCGCUGGCGGUACUACACCCUGCAGGGCACCAGGCUGCCCUGCCCCUUGCCGGGCCCCGAGGGCCUGCAGCAGUGGCUGGAGGUGGAGCAGUUUGUGAAGAGCCUGUGGCAGUGGCAUGAGGCAGACGUGAACAUCGAGGGGGACAUCGUGCCCGCCAAGGUCCUCCAGGUGUUCCGGAAGCUGGCGGAAAACGCAAUUAGAGCCUGUCACCUCUCAGGUAAGGUCAGCAUGCUAGCAAACCGCUCUGCAGUUUGGGUUGCCGUGGAAACAUCCGUAUGUCAGGUGGAGCUAGAGCUGGCCCCCACAGUGGAGAUCCCCACCACCUGGUCGGAGAAGGCCCGGUGGCCCCGAUGUCUGAAGCGCUGGCCUUCCCCGGAGAGAGUGGAGUGCAUCAAGUCAUUUGGGUUUAACUUGCUGGCCCGUUCGAAUUACCACUGGGAGCUGAGCUUCCUCCAGGCCGAGCAGGUGUUGCUGGAGCAGCUGGAUGAGGACGGGGGCUGCCGCAGGAGGUGUCUGCAGGUCAUGAGGCAGCUGAAGGAGGACGUCUGGUGCCCGGGGAAGAGGCCCAUCCUCUCGUCCCACCACCUGCAGACGGUGCUCUUUUGGACCUGUGAGAAAUAUCCCCACUUUAAAGACUGGCAGGUCUUCGGCAAAGCAUUCCUGCGCCUGGUGAGGAAACUGCACAAGUGUGUGAGCCAGCACUUUCUGAAACACUACUUCGUCCGAAACAGCAACCUCCUACGGUGCGCGAACUCGGGCGAACUGGACGCAGUGGCCCAAAAGCUGGCCUUCUUCCUGAAGAACCCCCAGAUCAGCCUGCCCUGAGGGCUGCCCCGGCCUGGGUGGCUCUUGGACAUUUCAUUUGGGCUUGACCUCAUUUUCUGGAUGGUUCCUAAGUCAGGUGCCAGGAUCCUGCCCAGGAGAGAGGAAACACAUGGCAGAGGGAAUCACGUCCGACCAGCAGCACUUAAGGGGGGAAAGCUGUGCCCACGAGGUCUGGCCCAGGCCUCCCUGGAGCCGAGCGAGCAUUUCAGCCCUAGCUACCUCUCUUGGGGACGCCUCUCAUCAAGCUUCCCCAAGCCACAGAUUCCGAACAGAUCACAGUUCUGAGUUUAUUUUCCUCUGCUCAGGCUCGAGUGUCUGACGGGGGGAUGGAGACAGAACCCCUCAAAGGCUAGACAUUAACCUGCUGCCCCGGAGUGCUGUCCAGCCCACUGGACACGGGCUCACUGUGCCUCCCACAGAGCAGGGCUGUGAGCCUGUGGCACUGUGCUGGUGCCUUUUCAAGGCACUGGGGAAGGCCUUGGAUCAACACGAAGUGUCACUGGCUGGUGUUUGCAUCCUGGGUCAGCACCCGCAGCACUGAUGGAGUGAUUGCACCUGAUGCGUAAGCGUGCCUGCCUGUGCUUGCAGCCUGGCAGCUUCCCUGGGCGGUGGUUCCGCCUGCUUCCCUGGUGUUCUCUGAGCAGGGAGGGAAUGGUUUUGAUGGUAAGAGCAAGUCAAAGAUGACAGUGCAGCUCUGUCUACCGCCUGAGCCCAGCCACAGCCCUCUCUUUGCUUCUCAUGCCAUGACGGGACUUCCUGAUAUUUAUGUAAUGAACUCAGUACUACGGUCUGCAGGGAAUGACCUUGGCGUGGCUCACCUCUCAAUGCAUUCCUUUACUCGCUUCAUUCACUCCCUCAUUCAUGGGUAAACAAAUAUUCAUUCGGCACUUGGAAUACAGCAAAGACGACAAAGACUUCCCUGGUGGGGAUAACACCUGAUGGUGGAGACAAGGAAUGAACAACAGAUUCGUAAACACGAUAUUACAGAGGGGAGAGAAUGCUCUGAAAGAAACAAUCAAUGUUGCAGUCGAGUCCCAGAAAGAUCCAGGCAGGAUGAAAAUGCACACAGCUGAAAGGGAAGGAAAGGAGAACGAGGGCAGGCCUGGAGGGGCUGGCAGGAGUCAGGUCACUUGGCCUUGUAAAGCUGUGAGGAAUCAGUAUUUUCUUCUAGGAUCAAAGGUGUGACAUUUGGCCUCUCCCGAAGCAGAGGGGUAUCAUGAUCUGACUUGCAUUUUAAAUGAAUGUUCUGACAAGUGCAUAAAGAGCGUCUGGGGGCUCAUGCGAGAGUCAGGGGGACGGCAGUCCCUCGAGUCACCCAUCUGGAGUCUUGCUAGACCCACAAAGCAACACCUCCUGCGCAGCACAACUGACCGGGAACUCCGGGAGGUCCUGGUGACGCCAGUGGUUUCUUCUGGCGUUUGCUUACUGCGUCUCAACUCAGGGGCUCCCUUAUUACUUUGGAAUAUUUCCCCCCAAAUAUGCAUAACAAAGUCAAAUUUCUAAAGCAUGACCUACUGAUUUUGUUUUGAUGAAAAUCCACAUUUGGAAAUGAAAAUAAUGAUUUUUCAAAACUACUGUAACCAAAUGGUGGGGGCCCUAGGUUAGCACAUAGGAAAUUACGGUUUUAAAAUGUUAGGGGGGAAAAAAAAGUCUUUCCAAACAUAUGAUAAUGAACAAACUAAUGUUUUGUUAAAUCAUCAAAAAACUUGCAUUCUAAUUCUCAUAUUCCUGUAUCUUGGGAAAGAUCACUUUGAGAGGGUGGCAAACGUAACAGGUUUUUUUCUUUUUAUGAUGAAAACAUCUUAAGCAAGUUUUAAAACAGCUAUGCGAUCACAAAAUGCCAAAAAGUGAAAGUGAUUGUACCAUUGGUCCAGCACGUGUGUAUGUGUGGAGAGAGAGAGAGAGACUGACAUGCGCCAAGGUCAGAUUCCAAUGGACUCUUGACCUCCCCAGGAGAUCUGCGGGUCUUGCCGGAGGUGGGGCUGUCUGCAGAUUCCUGCGCUUUCCCACUUACGGCCAGCAGAGGGCAGCAGGAGACCACAUAUGAAAAGCUCCGCGUUCCACGCAUACUUGUCCGCAGAGCCCAGCAGGUGUCACUCGUCUCAGCCCAGCACUUAAACACCUGGCUCCUCCAAAGCAGGGAACCAGGGACAGUGGAUUCCAGCUGACGCUAAAUUGUUGACUUUUCCUGCCAUUCCAGCCCCCAAUUAGUCUUAAUGCUAGAAGUUCAGAUAUAAAAAGGGAGCUUAUGAGGGGACAGUCCAUCCUGGGGCCUGGAGCAUUCAGCUUCCUUUGUUUCUGGGGACAGACUGCACAGCUCUGAAAAGUCUGAUAACAUUACUCCUCUAUUCUAGUCAGUUUUUUGUUGUUGUUUUUUUUUUUUAAUUCUCCAAAGAGCUUUUCCAUCCUUCUGCCCUCUGCUAGGCACAGGACUAGCUUUACAGAGGAGUGGUUGGUAUUCAGCCACUGCAACUGACCUGCCAGCCUUUGCCUCCCUGUUCUGACACGGUGUCACCGCAUGCCCUGGGCAAGUCGUCUGACCCCUCUAAAUCUCCAGUUCCUUCUCUCCAAGACAAGCACUUUUACGCCCUGAAUGGUGACUCCCCCGAAUUCAUACGUUGAAGCCCUAACCCCUGGCACCUCAGAAUGUGACUGUGUUUAAAGAAGUGAUUAAGCUAAAAUGAGGCAUUUAGGGUGGGCUCUGAUCCUCUCUGACUGGGGUCCCCAUAAGAAGAGGAGAGUGAGGGCCAGAGACAGCAGGGUGAGCCCACGGAGGGCGGCCACCCACAAGCCUCGGAGAGAGGUCUCGAGGGAACCAACCCUGCCCACACCUUGACCUUGGACUGCCGGAAUCCAGAACUGUGAGAAAUAAAUUUCUGCUGCUUAAGCCUCUCAGUCUGUGGUAUUUUGUUAUUUUCCUGCGGCCCUGGGAAACUACACAGGUAUCAUGAGAGAAUAUGUGUCUCAUUGCCUUGGUGAAA